AUUUCAUGAAACCAAAUUAUAUCAUGUAUGUAUUUGUGUAAUUGUAAGAAUAUAAAUUCAAACAAAUUCAUUUUAUAUAUUUGUCUAUGAACAGAUGGUGCAUAGCAUUAAAUACUAAUCAGUUGGAUUUUGUCAUCGAUAUAUAUGUAAUCAUAAGCUCAAUUUCUGAUUGAUCGAGAUUUUCUAUCACGUGACAGAACUUCCGCCAUUAUAAACAAUGAUCACCUUUCUAAUUCCACCAAGUAUAUAAUGAUCGAUAUCAAUAACGUGAACUUGUGAGAUUAUGAUUUGAAAACUGAAAUAUACAAAUUAUAUCAAAUUUAAAAGCAUGUAGUUUUAAUAUAUCUGUGGCAUAUAGGACAUAUUUGUAGUUGUCUAAAAUAUUGUAUGUACGUUAAUCUAUAUUUUCAAAAGUUUAUGCUAAAUUUUAUUUAGGGAAGUAGGGAAGAAAAAAUUUUUAUACACGCAGGAUUGCUGAAAAAUGGUUCGAUGGAAAAUGUGAUAAAAAAAAAUAUUGGAAGAGAAUCGAUGAUAUUGACGCUUAUAAAAAUUGUUUUUGAGUCUGUGACAGAAAAAAAUGGAACUAGCAAAAGUUCUGCCUAUCCUUAUAUUGAACUCUGAAUUAUCUGUAACAACUGAUGAAAUGAAUAUAAUAAAUGAUGUUUUUUCGUGCAAUAUUGAAUUUUGUUCUAAAUCUAAAUAUUUACUGCAAUCAGCAUCUAUUAACAAGAAUUCGAAGACAAAUGUACGUUCUAAAGAAAGUUGGUGUGAUAUAUUCAGAUUUGAACAUGCAUAUAAAACAUUGAAGAUUCUUAAUAAAUGUGUCGACACUCUUCACACAAAUCCUCCAUGUAAACAUUAUAUUUCAAUGACAUCGGCUUUAUUUCUGUAUCAUAUUUGUUAUUUCUUAGAAUAUGUUUUACGCAGAAUGUAUCUUACGCCGGAACAAGAAAGGAAUAAAGAACUAAAUUAUAGAAAACUUUGGCAUUGUCAAAGAAAAUCUGUUGAAGAUGUUACUAAGUCUACUACAGAUCUAGAAGAACAACGAAUUAAUCAUAAAAAAAUGCUCGCGGACACAAUCAAACAAUACGAGAAAAAUAUAGUUACUAUCAAUGAAAUUGACAAAAGAUGCAACGAAUAUAUCACAAGUACAAACGUGAGAUAUGAAAAGAAACAAAUUGUUAUAUGUAAAGCGUGGAUAUACGAACAAAGUAACAUACAGUCAGCAUUAAAAAACAUUAUCGAUGAUUUUGAAUCCUUAAAAGAUAUCAAUAUGAAAAAAGAACAAACUAUUUGUAAACGAAAAUUGAUAACUGAAUCGAAAUUAUUAACGAUAAUAACUAAGUACGAUACAGAAAUUGGCAAUAGAUGUAAAAUGUUGGAACAACUUAGCGAAAUAUAUAAAUAUCACAAGCUAGAGAAAUACGACUUGGAGAAAGAAAUGAAACAACAAGAAAAAGGAUAUCUUGUUUUUAUUAAACAAAAAGAGAAAAUUGGAGAGUAAUAUAUUUUUAUAAAUCUUUUAAGCUACAUUUUAACAAGCAUGAUCUGCAAAGAGAAUUCAACGUUGAUGAUCGCGCAAGAUUUUUCGAAAUAGAAAA
This is a messenger RNA of Trachymyrmex septentrionalis, 1601 nucleotides long. RefSeq lists its product as uncharacterized. NCBI's taxonomy places the organism in Eukaryota, Metazoa, Arthropoda, Insecta, Hymenoptera, Formicidae. The record is from RefSeq and is a predicted model, not a curated record. The coding region runs from base 578 to 1504 and encodes 308 amino acids. The transcript has 8 exons.